UAACAUAACCCACUUCUAGUCAAGUUACAUUAUAACUUUUCAAAUAUUCGGUAUGGAGAAGCUCCUGUUGGGCCACUACGAUUUUCCAGACCAAUCCCUCCGCGAACUGCCAAUCGAACUAUAAAUACCGGUCAAGAAGCAAGAUCAUGCUACCGAGCACAUCCUUAUUGGUUAAAGACAGCACGGCAGUAUAUUAAUAAGGUCCCCCUAGAUGAGAUAAAGCACGAAUGGUUCGAUAUAAACAAUCCGCCUUUACAUGAUGCCAGUCAAUCCGAAGACUGUUUAUUUUUAGAUGUGAUGGAAGAGUUCGUCUAUGUUUCCAUAAACUACAGACUUGGUCUUUACGGUUUCCUAGGUGGACCACUUCUGAAAGCCGAUGGAGAUGCAAAUGCAGGUCUGCUUGAUCAAAGACUAGCUUUAGAAUGGGUCCAGGAGUUUAUUUACUUAUUUGGAGGUGACAAGAACCGAGUUACUGUCAUGGGUGAAUCGGCCGGCGGUGGAUCCAUACUACAUCAAAUAACUGCAUAUGGUGGAAUGAGAGGUCCCCCGCCAUUUCAACAAGCUAUCCUACAAAGUCCGGGGUUCCAGCCAAAUCCAGGAAGUUAUCAACAAGAAAGAAUCUCACAUCAUGUCUUGAACGACGCAAGUAGCUUUUCAAAUAGAUCGAUUACAACUAUUGAUGAUUUACGAACAGUGGAUACUCGGACAUUGGCUAAAGUCAAUGAUUUCAUCGUUGCAAAUUCUCCUUAUGGCCUUUAUACAUUCGGUCCAACUAUCGAUGGAACCUUUGUACCAGCACUCCCUGGUCAAGUUCUAGCUGAUAAGAAUUUUCACACUUCUCUGGCAUUAAUGAUAGGAGGAAAUGAUCAAGAAGGUGUUUUGUUCACUUCACCGUAUAUUUUGAACCAGGCAGAUUAUGUUGCCAAUCUUAAAUGGUUGUUUCCAAGGGCUCCCGAUUUGUUAAUUUAUGACAUUUUCGCCCUUUAUCCCGACCAAUUCGAUGGGAAAUAUGGUUAUACGAGUGAAAUGAUGAGGGCGGCUGUUACUAGUGCAGAGUCCUGCUUUGUAUGCAAUACGAGAUACCUGAAUGCUAAAGUCGGAAACAAGUCAUACGUUUAUUCAUUUAAUGUACCUCCAGCAUUACACGCAGACGAUGUUGCAUAUACAUUUUAUAAUGGUCCGGGGAGUGUUACAUGGGAUGGAAAACCUGUAUUUGGAGGCGCGGCACUUUCUCUUCAAGAUUACAUUGUGAAUUUUGUGACUACUGGUACUCCGAAUGGAAGAAGGGUUCCUGAUUUUCCUCAAUAUGGAAGCGAAUCGAAUGUUUUGAGUAUUAACUCAUCCUUUUUGGGAACUAUCUCUGUUGAUCCUUUAGUAAGGGGGAAAUGUGAAUGGUGGCAGAAAGCGCUUUACUAUUGA
Botrytis sinoallii is the source of this 1419-nucleotide messenger RNA. RefSeq lists its product as uncharacterized. The record is from RefSeq and is a predicted model, not a curated record. The transcript is spliced from 3 exons. Lineage: Eukaryota; Fungi; Ascomycota; Leotiomycetes; Helotiales; Sclerotiniaceae. Bases 298 to 1419 code for a protein of 373 amino acids.